Molecule: messenger RNA, 1450 nt
Organism: Aphanomyces invadans
Lineage: Eukaryota; Oomycota; Saprolegniomycetes; Saprolegniales; Verrucalvaceae
Product: calcium/proton exchanger
Exons: 1
Coding region: 51-1355 (434 amino acids)
Biological process (GO): calcium ion transmembrane transport; intracellular calcium ion homeostasis
Cellular component (GO): membrane
Molecular function (GO): calcium:proton antiporter activity
Source: RefSeq, a predicted model, not a curated record
AUUCAGGCAGGGUGCGUGGUGGAACAACAAGGACAUUGACUUCGGACACGAUGGCAGCCAAGACGAAGGAGGCACAGAAGUUCCUACGCGAGACGAGCCAUAUCACACCCGCUUCGCAAGACCUAGAAGACCCGACUCGUUCUGAGACAGCCGCGACGGAAGCGGAGCUUGCAACUGUGCAGAUCGACCAGUUGGCGUCAGCCGCAACAACCUCCAAGCACCCCAGCCAAAGCCGGAUCAUCUGGAACCUUAUGACGGGAAGUUACGUGAACCUGUUCCUUCUGCUCAUGCCGGUCGCUGCCUGGUCUUACGUGGACAAGUGGGGCGACAUCCCCAUCUUUGUGCUCAAUUUUCUCGCGAUGGUACCCCUCGCGAACAUUCUCGGCGAAGCCACGGAAGCACUUGCAGAACACUGCGGUGACACCAUUGGCGGCCUUGUCAACGCGACGUUUGGAAACGCCGUCGAGGUGAUCAUUGCAGUGUUCGCGCUGAAGAAAGGCGAAAUCGCGCUCGUCCAGAGCUCUCUUCUCGGCUCCAUGUUGUCGAACCUUCUUCUCGUACUCGGAUGCUGCUUCAUCGCGGCCCACGUUGGCGGUGCGUCUGAGGCGUCAUUCAGCGGCCGCGCCGCCGCCACGAAUAUGUCGCUUCUCUUUGUGACGAGCUUUGCCAUGCUUGUACCGACGUACUACCACUACUCGAACUUUGCCUCGUCAACGACCAAGCGUGAAGAGGAAGUCCUUGUCAUGUCUCGCGUCUCCGCGAUCUUCCUCAUCGCCAUGUAUCUUCAGCUCCUCGUGUUUCAACUUCGCACUCACCGCCGUCGACCAUCCGACGACACUACCGCAACCGACGACGGGCCAAGCGAGGAAAACCACGAGCCGCAGCUGUCCUUUUGGAGCAGUCUUAUUGUCUUGGCACUGUCGACCGGCCUCGUCUCCCUCUUUUCCGAGUUCCUCGUUGCGUCCGUGGACGGCUUUACCGAGUCUGCCAACAUCAGUCGAUCUUUUGUCGGGAUUAUCUUGCUCCCGAUUGUCGGCAAUGCCGUCGAGCACGUGACUGCGAUCAAAGUGGCCCUGAAAAACAACAUGGAGCUCGCUCUCGGAGUCGCUGUCGGGUCUGCGACUCAGAUUUCGCUCUUUGUCGUGCCUUUCUGUGUCGUUGCAGGGUGGGUGAUGGGCCAGCCCAUGACGCUGGCGUUCCCAACCUUCGAUGCCGUCACGUACGUGAUCAGCAUCGUAAUCGUGUACGCAAUUGUGUCGAACGGAACGUCCAACUGGCUCGAAGGGUCCAUGCUCCUCACCCUCUACUGCCUCAUUGCCGUCGCCCUGAUUGAGAUGGAGCUGAUCGACGAUUAGCCAGCGACGGAAUCCCUCGACACCUCGCUCCACUCACCCAAAGACACCCCCAAUGUGACUUACGCCACCGCCGUAACAUGACAUUGUACAACUGC